Acanthosepion pharaonis is the source of this 843-nucleotide messenger RNA. The record is from the annotation of a GenBank genome assembly. NCBI's taxonomy places the organism in Eukaryota, Metazoa, Mollusca, Cephalopoda, Sepiida, Sepiidae.
AUGUUCUAUUUAUCUGCGCAUAUUUUUCCUUCUUCCGUUGAUCUUUUCUUUUUAUCCGCGGCUAAUUUUCAUUCUUCCAUUGAUCCUUUCUAUUUACUUGCUCAUAAUUUCCUUCUAGAGUUAGCAUACUUUUCCUUCUUCCGUUCAUCCUUUCUAUUUAUCAGGCAUACUUUUCCUUCUUCCGUUCAUCCUUUCUAUUUAUCAGGCAUACUUUUCCUUCUUCCGUUCAUCCUUUCUAUUUAUCAGGCAUACUUUUCCUUCUUCCGUUCAUCCUUUCUAUUUAUCAGGCAUACUUUUCCUUCUUCCGUUCAUCCUUUCUAUAUAUCUGCGCAUACUUUUCCUUCUAUCAUUGAUCCUUUUUAUGCAUCCGGCAAUCUUUUCCUUCUUCCGUUGAUCCUUUCUAUUUAUCCGCGCACACUUUCCUUUUUCUGUUCAUCCGGCAUAAUUUUCCUUCUUCCGCUGAUCCUUGCUAUAUAUCCGCGCAUAUAUUUACUUCUUUCGUUGAUCCUUUCCAUUUAUGCGAGCAUAUUUUCCAUAUUUCCGUUGAUCCUUUCUAUUUAUCCAUGCCGAAAUUUCCUUCUUCCUUUGAUUUUUAUAUUUAUCCGCGCAUAUUCUACAUCUUCCUUUGAUCUUUUCUAUUUAUCCGCGCAUAGAUUUCUUUCUUCCGUUCAUCAUUUCUAUUUAUCCGCGCAUAUUUUCCUUCUUCCUUUGAUCAUUUCAAUUUAUCCUAGUAUACUUGCCUUAUUUGUUGAUCCUUUCUAUUUAUCCGCGGAUACUUUCAUUAUUCAGUUGAACCUUUCUAUUCAUCAGCACAUAUUUUUCCUUCUUUAUUUGAUAUUUUGA